ACCGGUAAUUAGACUACAUUACAUCAUCUGUAAUUGAUCUGAUUGGCUAAAAACAGUAGAUUACAUGGAAGCAUAAUCUACAGGAAGGUAGUUAUUCUACAGGAAAUGGGCGCAUAUUCUACAGGAAGUGGACACAUAUUCUACAGGAAAUGGACGUAUAUUCUACAGGAAGUGACAAAUAAUUUGCAGGAAGUUCUCAAAAGUUGGAAUGAAAUUUUUAGUGAAAGUGACAAGAAGAUGACAAAAACAUUAUAAAAAACACAGAAUGCAAUAGUUUUUCAGUCAAUAUCCAUUCUUUCCAUGUCCACUGUUGCUUUGUAUUGCUUUUUCCAGUUGGGCAUGGGCAGGGGGGCCAGGAAGCAUCAAAAACACUUUAGUAGUCGCUUGACACUUUCUAUUGAGGUUCCAUGCCGGUCCAGUCUGCUCUAUACCCCCUCCACUCCACCACAGUGCUUCAUUCUUCUUCUUGUAGUGUUGCAGAGUCAGUUCUAGCAUAGUUCUAUGUUCUUUUUACUUGUCUGUUCUUUCCAGUAUCUCCAGGAAGCGUUUCACAAGCUUUACUAAGUUUUACUGUAGUUUUUCGUUGUUUUGAAGCCGUCUUCUUGUCUUUUUCUGUCAACUGGUGUCUCUCACAGCUCGUCCAGCUUGUCCAGCUCGCACAAAUUCAAUUUCUGUUGCUACGCACCAAACCUGGCUUUUUAUAACCACGCCUCGCGCAUGCGCAAUGAAGUCCAAGUUAGAUAGACCACACCCACUCGUAGAAUAUGCGUCUUAGUAACCGCCUUGGUUACGGUUAGAUUCCCUCGGCUUUGCGCCUCGGGCUAACCGCAACCGCGGAGGUUACAUAGACACAUAUUCUACUCUUAGGUACAGGUGUAGUCUAUCCUAUACUUAUACGCCCCAUACGCCCCUUUAUUUCAUGAUGGCUGGCAGAGGCAACAGAAUCACUGCUCCAGAGCUGGAGCAGUUCAUAGUUAAUACAGUUCAGUUGACUGGAGAAGUACUAGGAACAGGUGCUUAUGGAAACGUAGAGGAGGUGAAAAUACCUGGAGCAAGGAUAGCUGCUAAGAAACUGCAUGCACAGCUUGUUGACCUGGGGUCUCCACAGCAGGUUGAGAAAUGGGUGAAUGAUUUUGUGGAGGAGUGCAAGCUGAUGAGCCAGCUCCGUCACCCUAACAUAGUACAGUUCCUGGGGGUAUGCUAUCUCCCUGAAGCCCAACUUCCCGUUCUACUGAUGGAAAAGUUACAAACCAGCCUCGACAGACUUCUAGAAACCAACCCCAACCUUCCAACCGACCUCAAAGUACACCUUCUGACAGGGACAGGCCAAGGAGUAGUUUUUUUGCACAGCCAUACUCCACCUAUUGCGCAUCGAGAUCUGUCUGCCAAAAACAUUCUAGUCGAUAAUGGCUUCACUGCCAAGAUAGCGGACAUGGGUGUUUCUAGAAUCGUGAAUAUUCGGCCUGGCCGGCUAGCUGCCACGAUGACUCAAAUGCCAGGCACUGGUGUGUACAUGCCACCAGAAGUAGCUCAAGAGGAAGGGGUAACACGAUACAACACUGCUAUAGACAUCUUCUCCUUUGGUGUAGUAUCUCUGUUCACAAUGACGCAAACCUUCCCAAAAGAUGUCAAACCUGCAACAUACUAUGAUCUAGUUACAAGGAAGAUAGUUGGCCGAUCAGAAAUCGAACGCCGUGAAGAUUACAUUGUGCCAAUGAAAGUAGCUCUUGGUGAGACCCACCCCCUAGUCCUGUUGACCCUUAAUUGUCUGCAGUACCGUCCUGAAGAUCGACCAACUGCUUUAACAGUGUUGGAACAAUUGGUGGAGGUUGCAACAACCCUCCCUCAAAACUGCACCCUGACUAAGUUGGAGCUGAUUCAACAGGUCGAAAGUAAAGACAAUGAGGUCAAUAGAUUGCAGGCUGAAAAUGAAACUCUUCAAGCUGAUAAUCGAGAGCUAAUUCACAGACUGGAACAACAGACCACGGAGUUGGAAGCUCAACGUAAGGAAAUUGAUCGUCUUUUCAGAUUAGUGAAGUCUACACAGCCUCUGGAACAGGGACAGAGAAAAGUGACUGUGGCUCAGCUGAAGCCCCAGCCGCGACUAAUGGUUCCAUCUUCUAUCACCUUCAAAUGGAAGAGCUGCAAGGACAGGCCAAACAAAGUAAGAGUGUUCGAUCAGCCUGUGGCAAUUAAUGGGAAAUUGUACAUGAGAGGUGAGAGUAGCUGGACUGACACUGUGCUAGUGUACACACCAGAUCAGGAUCACUGGGAUCGCGGACUGCCACCUCCUCCUGUGAAGUACUUCGCUAUAGCAACACUUAGGGGUCGACUUCUAGUCGUGGGAGGUGAGAACAAAUCUACUGAAGAGAAAACGGAUACCAUCCUAACCUUCAAUGAAAGCUCUCAACAAUGGGACCAGUCACUUCCCCACAUGCCAAAAGCAUUAACUUCACCAGCUGUUGUUGGAUAUCAGGACCAUCUGAUUGUUAUCGGUGGACAAGUGGACUCAUAUCGCACAGAGAUAGCUGAUGUGAACAUUUUAGACACCAUCAGUAACAAAUGGAUCGCAGCCGAACCACUUCCCAGCACAGAUGGAUGCAAAACUUGCCUAAUUGGAGACACACUGUAUCUUGUUGGUCAAGACGCUAAAGAAGUUUUUCAAGCUUAUGUACCCUCCCUGAUAUCACAAGCCAGUUCUAAUGUAUGGGAAUCUGUCGCAAGCGUGCCAUUCUAUCGUUCGUCUCCCGUCGCCAUCAGCAACACCCUCUUGACUGUGGGGGGUACAGAUAUGCUAGGAGGCAGCGCUAAAUCGGACAUUCAGCUGUACGACCCCACUAAAAACCAGUGGAAAAAACAUGAUGACAAUCUUCCCCUGAAAGUAUACGACUGCCUUUGCGUUGAACUAUCCCACAAACUAUACAUGCUUGGUGGUAAAUCUAGAGGAUCGAAUACACCCAGAUCUGUGUAUACGUCAAUCCUAUCCAUUAGCACUUAGCCAUAUUUCUUAGCACGCAACUCUCUUUUUUUUUAUGAACAGUAUAUAAGUUAGUGUGUUCCCUUUAAAUUA
This is a messenger RNA of Halichondria panicea, 3070 nucleotides long. RefSeq names its product serine/threonine-protein kinase 10-like. Gene Ontology annotation, biological process: protein phosphorylation. The coding region runs from base 920 to 2998 and encodes 692 amino acids. The transcript is spliced from 3 exons. The record is from RefSeq and is a predicted model, not a curated record. Gene Ontology annotation, molecular function: protein binding; ATP binding; protein serine/threonine kinase activity. NCBI's taxonomy places the organism in Eukaryota, Metazoa, Porifera, Demospongiae, Suberitida, Halichondriidae.